GUGGCAUUCUGAAUGCCGUGUUUGCUCCUCUCGCUAAUCGCAGCCGUGUGAUCCUCAGCUAAAAAAACUAUCACGAGACCCUAACACACCACACAUCAUCACCAUGGACCAACCUGCCUACGUGAACGUGUUCUUCGUGCUCACGUCGUUCGUCAUAGCAGCCGUGCUCGUGCUGUUCAUCUGUGUGUGCAAGAUUUAUCUUCACUAUUCAGGAAGAGACGAGUACACUCUUCUUGAUGAUUCAGACGAGUACUUUCCCAGGGACUUUGUCGUCGACCCUGAGUCGCUUACCCAGUUGGCAGAGCGCUUCGAGUUCGUGGAGUUGUCACCUGAGGAACAGAACUCAUACCUCCGGGCUCAGGAGUUCGCCAAACAGAAUCCUCCCGCCACAGCCCAUGUCAGGGGUAGGUCGUACACUCUGGAAAUCGAGGAGGUUAUUAAGGAAUGUGGAGUCAAUGCUUUCCAGUACGACAGCGACGACAGCGAGAUCUUGAACGCACGGUACGUGGUGGCUGACAAGACCGAGUUAAUCUUCAACAACAACGACUUGCCCUACUCCACCGCUACGGCAGCCUUCAAUUACGCUUUGCCCGUCAAGAACCGAGUAUACUCCGAUACCGUUUACUUCGAGACCAAGGUUUUCGAAUUCAACAACAAUACCAACCCCAACGCCCAUUUCGCUAUUGGCUUGAUCACCAAGCCAUACCCAACUGCCUUCAGAUUACCAGGAUACAACAACUUCUCCAUCGCUUACGAGUCCACUGGUAACUUGAAAAUCAAUCAGCCAUUCCCAACACCAUUGCAACAGCACCAGGGCGAACGGAGUGAGUACAAUGCACAAGUCUUGCCCCCAUUGGAACAGUCCGAUAUCGUUGGGUUUGGUUAUGUAAUAAGCUCAGGCACCAUUUUCAUCACCCGCAACGGAAAGAAGCUCAUGGACAUCAUGAAAGGUGUGACCAUUGACAUGUACCCUGCAGUGGGAUGUUUCCUGACCAAUGCUAAGUUCCAAACUAACAUCGGUCAGCUUGGGUUUGUAUGGGUCGAAGCCAACGUCAGGAAGUACGGUUUUGUUUCCAGAUCAGAGUAUAAGAAGAUUAAGGGAGACCGUGGAUUGGCUGCUUUACCUAAUUAUGGACUGGUACUCGAUGAGGGAGACGAGAUUCUUGCCAAGGGUGAAGAAUUGCCUCCUAGAUACCCUGAAGACGAAUUGGACUUCUUUGGCAGAUCGAGUCAGGAUGUCGUGCGCUUAGGCUCUUCAUCCAAGGCUGACCAGAGGGAUGAAGAGAAGACAGACGACGAGAAAAAAACUGGUUCAAGCUCCUCAAAGGUUACCAACGAAACCGAAGAAGAAAUGAGUUUGCGAGAGAGGAUCUAUGAGCAAAUCACUCAUGACGAGACUGAUGUGGAGGGCACUCCAGAACCAGUCGAUGCUGCAGGCAACUUGUCUGAAUUAAUCGACGCUCCCGCAAACCCUGAUGCCGACGCCAGUGCUACAGAAAGCAGCAAGGCUGGAACCCCAGAAGUAGAGCAAGGCACAUCUACAUCUACUGGGCCCAAGAAGAAGGGAAAUAAGAAGAAGAAGAAAGGUAAAAAGGGUAAGAAGAGAAAGUAAAUAGACAAGAAUGGACCGCAUAAAAUCACUGUAGUAGGGAUGGUAUUGCGAUAGUGAGUUGCUGAAUAGCUUGGCCAAAGUUCACUCGAUACACUCGCUUGGAUUGAUAAAAAAGAAACGGG
This is a messenger RNA of Suhomyces tanzawaensis NRRL Y-17324, 1734 nucleotides long. RefSeq lists its product as uncharacterized. Gene Ontology annotation, molecular function: protein binding. The transcript has a single exon. Bases 104 to 1612 code for a protein of 502 amino acids. The record is from RefSeq and is a predicted model, not a curated record. Lineage: Eukaryota; Fungi; Ascomycota; Pichiomycetes; Serinales; Debaryomycetaceae.